Messenger RNA from Pomacea canaliculata, 1391 nucleotides. RefSeq lists its product as uncharacterized. Lineage: Eukaryota; Metazoa; Mollusca; Gastropoda; Architaenioglossa; Ampullariidae. Bases 111 to 1112 code for a protein of 333 amino acids. The transcript has 3 exons. The record is from RefSeq and is a predicted model, not a curated record.
CAUUUUCGCACUCGAUCAACACACUGACGUAUGUAUAUUCGUGAUAGAACAGCGAAGGAAGAAGAGGGUGAUCACGACGAGAUAUUUCAAAUAUCUUCUGGAGCUCCAACAUGAUGACUCCAAAAGAGAUAAAGGAAAUAAGAGUUCUUCUGAACAAGUUAAAUGACGAAGAGUUAAUAGCUUUAAAAGACACUGUGACGAAACGACAAAUUGCUGUGGAGGACAGAAAUGACGCCACAAAAGCGAUUAUUGAAUAUUCUUCAAAUGCAGCAGAGUUACUUCGCCGCAGAAAAAUUCGACGAGACUUGCUUUUUCAAUAUCUAGUGUCCAAGUCCAUCAUCGUUGCACCAAAUGCAGAGAAACAUGUCUUGGUCAGGAGCAUACUGACUUACUGGGGUUCUCAGCUGCCAGCUGAUGGAAACCUUACGGACAUUGCCUCUGAUACCUGUUUGGCAAACCCUGCUUCAGUGAGAUCCAACUCAGCAACUGCUGCUGAUUCAUCACAAACAACAUCAGUUCAGGCUGCUAAUCUCAACCGACUAGGACAAGAGACACCUGUGACAGGAGGGUCUCACCCAAAUUCAGAGAGUCAAGUCAUGGGAGAGAAGUUUGUAAUCUGGUUUUACAAACUGCUUAACGCUGAGAAUCCCUUGGUAAGUGGUGCUGCUGAAGCAAACUUUGGCCCUCAGCAUUUUUGGGACAAUUGCUCCCUAAGGAUUAUCAGCAUGACUCAGAACAGUUCAGAUGAAACAUUCACUGGUAGCAUGCUUGUCUCACAGCGUUUGAAAGCUCUUGUCAGAGAGGAACACCUUUUGUUCAACCCAAAUGUCAGCAAGGAAGGUGUUCGCACAACCACAAGUCCUUAUGGCCUCUUCAUGGUGAUGGUGUGCGGAACCAUUCAUCAGCACAACAACUGCCUUGGUGUAUUUGAACAAAUGUUUGGCAUUGUCCGUGACCCAAGCACAGACAACAGUUGGAAAAUAAAGGUAACCAACCUGCGUGUGAUCAGUGGUCAGACAAACACCAUUCCUAGAAUAAGAGAGACAGCAGACCAAGAAAUGCUGGCUAUUGCAGGUGCAAGCAUGCCCAGUCCUGUUGGGAUGCCAGAAUAAGGCAAGAAAAAUCUUUAGACUCCCAAGUGAAAAAGUGAACCUUGUUAGUGCAACAUACUGAAAAGCAUUAUUGCAGUCACUCGUGGGCAGAAAAAGAUGAACAGUUUAUGAACAAGUUAUGUCCAAGCUACAACAAGGGUUAGAAUUCACACAACAGAUCUUGUGAUAGUCAAGAUGUGGUAUUCUGUACCAUCUCUUCUGUUUGCCAAAUGUUUGAGGUGUAGAUGUUUGAAUUUGAGAGGGUUGUGUGUUAUGCAAAUAUAAAAAAAUGUAAGCAUG